Messenger RNA from Effrenium voratum, 1479 nucleotides. Lineage: Eukaryota; Dinophyceae; Suessiales; Symbiodiniaceae. The record is from the annotation of a GenBank genome assembly.
UGGCAUAGCCUACGGCCCUGAGGAUGUGCAGUAGCGCAACCCCUGCCUUUUGCGACCAAGGGUCGCCGCCCGCUAGAGCUUGUCAUGGACCAGCCUGACUUUGAUGCGGCAGCAGCUCGGCUGGCAGUGCAGACGCUGCAAGCUCAGCUCACUGCGAACAGAAACGCUGCGAAGGCACUUUACCGGCAACAAAGCAGAAGGCACGAGCGUGCUGGACGUGGUGGCCUUGGACCUGCUGGGCAGAAAACCACCCUUGCCGUGUACCUGUUGUCGGGACACAACAUAGAGUUGGCCACAGUCAUGGCACAACGCCUCUCCUCCUUCAAACAUGCUCAGACGCCGGGAUAUCCAAGUGCUGCCACAGUCGAGAGCCUUUUUUUGGCGGCCCCAAUGAGCGAAAUUUGCCAAGCUCAUGCUUCUGAGACUCCAGCAUGGGUCACAGCCACGCAGCAAGCACAAGCGUUUCUAGCAGAAAACUCUACAGUGCAGUGGGUGGAGACAAUGAAUGUCGGUCACGGUGUGACACCGUCUUCCGUGGAUGUCUUCCUGCAGUGCGAGGGAGCCUUGCUUGGUCAUCAGCCAGAUCUGGGAGCGCCUUCCAAGAGAACUGUGAACAAAUGGGCUGCCAGGUGGCGCCUGCGCUGGGGCGUGCGCCGAAAGACUUUACAGCCAGAAGGCUACAUCGAGCCGGAAGAGCUGCGAACCAAGGUCCGUGCUUUCUGGCACACACUAGCCCACGUUUCGGCCAAGUACAGCCACAAGCAGAUUGUGUUCCUUAAUCUGGACGAAACCUCGGUAGGGUUCAACAUGACUCCGCUUGCUGGCUGUGUUGCAGCAGCGUGCGUGCAGCGCGGCCUGCGGCUGCGUGCGAAAGUGAAGAAGGAGAACUUGCGCGGCGCGAUGUCCUACGUGGCAUUGAUUUGUGACUCAGCCGAGCUGCAAGGCAAGCUGCCACACUACUUGAUUGGAAGCACCGUGAGGCUGACCAAGACAAUCAUGAAGGGCAUUGCUGCACUGCCGGCGACGCAGCUUCGCAUCCUUCGCCGGAAAUCAGCUUGGAACACUUCAGAAGUCAUGGUUGCCAUUAUCAAGGACGUCUCUAAAACGCUGCAGCCUGUGCUUGACGCAGGCAAUGUGCAGCCAGUGCUGCUCUUGGAUUGUGCUCCGGCCCACCUUCCACUGCCUGUGAUGCAGGCAGCAUCAGACUGCGGGAUCCAGCUGCUGUUCAUUCCAUCCUCGUGCACUCACAUUGCCCAACCGCUGGACAUUCGAGCCUUCGCAGGUUUCAAGAUGUAUUUGAAAAAGGUUCAUCGAGAGCUUCGCGCUGCAUCCGCAGAGGGGCUGAUAAGCCCGCUAGCUUGGAUUUGGCAUUUAACGCAGGCGCCUCGGCAGUUCUUCGCAGCUAAGAAGUGGAAGCCGUCUUUCGAGGCUGUGGGCGCUGGAGGGCCAACAGACUUGCACGUUUGCACAAAGACUUAA